AUGCCCUUCUUCUUCAAAACAUACACUAUCAAUGUUCUGCUAGCUGGUGUCCUAGUGGUCCAGGUUGCCAGCGCCCACCCUUUCACAGACACCAAUGGGCGUAAUCUCAUCACUGGUGAGGGCAUUGACAGCGAUGCCAACGUGAACCAUCCAAAACUUUCGACUGCCGAUUUCCCCAGUAUGGGCUACGCCUGCCCAAAAACCGACAAAUAUGCGGACAUCACCACCUACACGUCUGGACAAUUGACGAAAGCAUACGCCAAAGCAGCGAAGUAUGCCAAUGAAGGGACAACAUUUGAAACAAGUUCGUCACACCCUCCUCCGGCAACCGUCAAUCUCAUUACAGCAAGUCGCGGUGAAGGAGCAUUCUGA
Messenger RNA from Aspergillus caelatus, 372 nucleotides. RefSeq lists its product as uncharacterized. The transcript has 2 exons. The record is from RefSeq and is a predicted model, not a curated record. NCBI's taxonomy places the organism in Eukaryota, Fungi, Ascomycota, Eurotiomycetes, Eurotiales, Aspergillaceae. The coding region runs from base 1 to 372 and encodes 123 amino acids.